GCCUGCAGGUGAGCAAGCGACAGCCGUCCGCCGACCGUCCGAGUGUCCGUCCCGGAAGACUCGGAGGGAGCGGCGCCGACGCCAGGUCACCGACGGUUGCCAGCCAGCGGCGGCAUUCGUUCGCUGGUAUCCGGCCCGUCGCCUGCUGGCCGUGUGCGAGACUGGGAGCGAGCGGCCGCGGCAUGUGUGACGUUCACCCGCCGCUGACCGGCGUGUCACUGGUGGGGCCGACCCCCGUCAUGCCCCAGGUGCCGGCCGCCUCUGAUCUGCCACCCGGAUUCAUGACGCUCUCAGACGAGGAGCACAGCGCCAUGGUACGCCGGCAGCCCAUCGAGAAAUACUACGAGAUAUACCCGACGCCAAUAUCCACGGGCCAGUGGGCCAGUGUGUACAAGUGCCGGCGGCUGGGCACCGAGCUGGAGUUUGCCGCCAAGUUCUGCAGCAAGAGCCGACUGGGUCUGGACGCCCGCCGAGAGAUCGUGCAUGAGAUGGCGGCCAUGCUGCGCUGCCGCCGCUGUCCACGCGUCGUCCAGCUGCACGAGCUGUUCGAGACCGAGCAGCAGUACAUACUCGUCAUGGAACUAGGCAGCGGUGGAGACCUGCAAGGAAUUCUGGACAACAACCAGGUGCCGUACGAGGCUGACGUGGUCCGCUUCAUGAGGAGCUUGCUGGAGGGGCUGGCGUUCCUCCACGAGAGGAGCAUCGCCCACCUCGACAUCAAGCCCCAGAAUCUGGUUCUGACCGGGGCGUUCCCGGACUGCGAUAUCAAGCUGUGCGACCUCGAGAUAUCGCGGGUCAUCUCCCCGGCUCAAGACAUACGGGAGAUGCUCGGGACCCCGGACUACGUCUCACCCGAGAUUCUGCGAUUUGACGCGGUGACCUUGGCUGCCGACAUCUGGUCGGUCGGAGUGCUGGCGUACGUGCUGUUGACGGGCUUCACACCGUUCGGUGGCGAUACCGACUCUGAAACGUUCCGCAACAUCGCCAAGGCCGAACUGGAGUUCCCCGACGAGCUGUUCGAAGACGUGUCAGAGUCAGCCAAGGAUUUCAUCCGGCGAUGUCUGCUGAAGGACCCAAGAGAGCGUCCCAGGGCCCGAGAGCUGCUUGCGAUGCGCUGGCUGCAGCGUCGCUCCAGCCUGGCCCCUCCGGAGAUCGUCAUCGCCCCGGCCGCCGACAGCAUCGAACACCUGUCGAAAGUCAACGACUCACCGAGGAACCUGCGCCGAUCCAUCUCCAAGAGCCGCGAAGUGCUCUCCGUCAAGGUCAGCAAGAGCAACCUGAAGAAGAACAUCUCCAAAUCACGGGAGCGGCUGUGUGACCUCAAGUUCAGCCUCCCAAAAAGCUCAGACCAGUUCCCGUCCUGCCUCCGAGCUAGCACGUCCCGGCUUGCUGACGGAUCAGGUGGCAGGCCGCCGUGGAAGGGUGCCGGUGCCGGUGGGCCCACGAACAGCGUUUCCACCUCGGCCAUGGACCGGGUCAACACGUUCAAGGUGCGGGAUCAGUACCAGAGCCAGGUGGCGGCCAGCCUGAGCGGCAGCUGCCAGAGCCUGGACGGUGGCCCGCCGCCGUUCGUGCGCCACAACAGCCUGCGCGGCCGCCGGAAGACCUCAGCACAGAGCGGCGAGCCGGCCAACCUCCGGUCGUCACUGCGACGCACCAGGAACAAGGAGGGCGCUCUGAACCGGAAACACAGCACCCAGGCGGAGGACUGCAAGCUGGCGCCAGACAGCGACAAGAACAAGGAGCUAGACAAGCGGUCCGUGUCGUCUCAUGAUGGGUCUGAGCCAAUUCCGCGCACUGAACGCCAGAGACGCAGUUCAAGGAAGGAACCGCUGACUUCCAUGGAUGAAGGCAAUCUCAGUACAGCAGAAAACAUUGUAGAUAGUUAUCAACACGAGCUCUCCAUGCUCCGUACGAAUUCCGGGAAAUCGCAAGACACUAAGCUGAAGACAAUGCAGGGAGUUGGGCAUGGCGAAGAAAAAGAAAACCAAAAGCUAAAUAUGUCUCGCUCUCACUUGGUGUCAGCUACGAAUAAUUCAAAGCUGUCCAAGCUGUCCAAUGACGAGCAUCCACACACCAGCCAGAAUCCUUCCGACGUGAAUGAUGGCCAAGCGAAAACUCAUCAUGUGAGCGGCAACCCGACGCUCACCAAUGGCUUUCGAAGACAAUCCUUGGCAGGGAAAAGCCGAUCUCCGGAGUCGAACAGACCCGGCACGGGCGUAUCAACACCUGGGUCCGUCGUCAAUGGAUGUGAGGCUACCGGGAAGACAGACACAUUCCCAGUUUCUCCUCCACGUCCACCAUCACGUGCCCAAAGUCAAGAAAGGAGGGCGAGAAAGCGGCCCGAGACGUCCGGCGGCGCGCGCCAGUCGGUACUGGAGCGCAGGAAUACGGUGGCCGCCUUGCCUGCUCCCGCCACCGCCGCGACCUCUCGCCGCCGUCAGGGGUCAUUGGAUCGGCAGGAGCGCGGCGUUAACACCGUCUCGGCCUCCACCUGCGAGCGAGCCGUCAACACGGACGCCGUCCGACUGGCGGCCAUCAUAGACGAGGACGUGGUCUGGGAGCAGACGCAGGCGCUCGGGCCGCGCUCUGUGCGCGGCCGACCGGCCGUCGAACUGCCCCGCUCGCCGCCCACCCGACAGCGGCGCGAAUCGAGCGAGCGCAAACUGCGCGAGCCGAUCUUCGAGAGGUCAGCGCCGCUGCGCUCCAGCCGGCGCGACUCGUCCUGGCAGCAGGGAUCACCUCAGCCGGCCGCCUCCCGCGCCAGCUCCACCGAGGACGGACGCCGCUGGCGCAAGGCCUCGGCCGACGAGGACGGCAGGGCGCUCCGCAAGUCCUCCACUGACGAGGACGUGCGCCGGCUGGCUGUCCUCUCGGGGGUCAGGACCGACAAGAGGACGGGCUCCACCGAGGGCGGCAAGCGUCUCCGCAAAGCCUCGGCCGACGAAGACGGCAGGCGUCUUCGCAAGUCCUCCACUGACGAGGACGUACACCGGCUGGCGUCUACAUCCGACGCUCGAGACGAAAAGAAAGCGCCCCCAAUCAUCGUGAAGAGGACGACACCUUUCCACCGACGCUCCAGCUCCCUGACCAGCGACUUGGGCAGCAGCGAGGUGUCUAGCGACGCCGGCAGCGAGUCGUACAACGUCAUAUCCUGGGAGGAGAAGGCCGAGCCAUCGGCCGGCGGCGGGCGGACCACCGAGCUGCGGCCGGUGGUCACCACGCGGCUGGUGCGGCGACCCCACUCGCGCAGCAGCCAGGCGGCGAGGGCAUGA
Molecule: messenger RNA, 3275 nt
Organism: Pollicipes pollicipes
Lineage: Eukaryota; Metazoa; Arthropoda; Thecostraca; Pollicipedomorpha; Pollicipedidae
Product: serine/threonine-protein kinase par-1
Exons: 8
Coding region: 183-3275 (1030 amino acids)
Biological process (GO): intracellular signal transduction; positive regulation of apoptotic process; protein phosphorylation
Cellular component (GO): nucleus
Molecular function (GO): protein serine/threonine kinase activity; ATP binding
Source: RefSeq, a predicted model, not a curated record